This is a messenger RNA of Dracunculus medinensis (Guinea worm), 438 nucleotides long. The record is from the annotation of a GenBank genome assembly. NCBI's taxonomy places the organism in Eukaryota, Metazoa, Nematoda, Chromadorea, Rhabditida, Dracunculidae.
AUGAAAAAACCAGUUAUCCAUGCUCUUGUAUGGAUGAAUUUUGGAGCCUUAUGCAUAUCUGAUUUAAUAAUACCGCAAAUAUUCAAGUUCCUUUAUGAUCAUGAAAAAAUAUGUGGCGAUAUUUUUUUCGAUUCUAAUUGGCUUCCGUCACAUAAAGCAUGUAAAAUAAAUUGUCAGAUUACUCGAGAAUUAUGUAUGAGAAAAAUUGAAGCAAUUGAUAUCGAAGAAAAAUGCCAAAAAUUGCCCGAAAUAUGUUCAAUGCAAUUGGAAGUGUUUUUGCGGGAAAACUUCGUUGAAAAAUCGACAUUUAAUGAGAAUUUGGUUACACAUGCAUAUGCAAGAGAAAAUUUUGAAACUCUUCCUCAAAUUUCAUUUAACGCAACUUUUUACGAUAGGAAUACAGUAUCUAAGUCGACUAUGCAACAUCAACAUGUAUGA